AUGGCUGAAGCCACCAGCAUGAGAAGCAGCAGUGGAGGUUUAGGCAGCGGAGGGGCUGGGGGAGUGCGUGCCUCCCAGGAGCCCACUCUCAAAGCCGGGGUGGUUUUGUCAGAUGAGAGAGUGGACUUCCUCCGGGAGCAGGCCUUCUAUGUGCUGAGAGUGAAGACAGAUAAGUGGAACCGCUUCAUUGGUGCUGAUGAGAACCAGAAGAUUAUACUGGAUUUUCUGGACCACAUCUGGACUAACAGGCUGCUGCUUUUCACCGGACCUGGAGGGACACUGCAUGCAGGGGAUGCUCAAACGUCCCCGCCAUGGAAGACCAAGCUGCUGUGUGUCCUAAAGAAGGGCGUGAAGAGAAUUUCCCGAGAAGGAUUCAGACACCAGUUCAGGCUGGGAGAAGUACCUGGAUACCCAAUGGAGCACCUGCCUGUUGUCAUAUCUGAGCUACCUUAUGAACACCUCUUCAUACAGGUGCUGGUGUGUGUGCUAUCCAACGGUCUCAACCACGAGUCCUGGCCGAGGGUGGUGUCUGAUGACAUCCACAGGCACCUGGAGAAGCUGAGGAGCAAGGUGGUCACUCUGAGAGGCCGAGCCGAGGGGCGAACACUGCUGCCCCUACCCCUGUACGUGGAGAGGGCACGACCUCAGGACAUUGUGCUAAGCCACACUGGAUGGCCACUGGACCGUGGCUUGUUAUACUCUAUAGAAACUCUGAUUGUGCAGUGGUCCGGACAGAUAUGGAGUGUGCUGAAGAAAGACUCUGGUAUGAUGCUGCUUCAGGGAAACCACCCAGGCCCCAGCGUGGAGCUUCAGUUCUGGGCAGCUCAAAGGGAAAACCUGCUGGGCAUCCAGUCACAAAUCCGCAGCUCCAAAGUGGAGCAGAUCGUGGAGAUCCUGAGAAGAGUCAAGAGCAGUUACUACUCCGCCUUCAAGGACGUCUGCGUCAAAGUCAAUGAGGCCGUGCUGGAAGCAGAAGACAUAGAUCUGUAUCUACGCCCUCUAAGGAGACUGAUUACAAACUUGGAGGAGAAGAGUUUUCCACAGGUGGAUGCGCUAUUACCUCCUCUUUUUCACACGCUCUGCCUCAUCUGGAGUCAUUCCCAGUAUUACUGCACUCCUCAGCGAAUGGUGGUGCUUCUGCAGGAGUUCUGCAACCUGAUCAUUGAAAAGGCCUUUGCCUAUUUAAUCCCUGAAGAAUUGUUUAAGAUGGAGCUUGAGGAAGGGAUGGAGAGAGUACAGAUAAGCAUCUCAGUUCUGCGCACCUUCAAGAAAUUGUUUCACACUUACCGCGAGCAGAUCCCGAAGUAUUACAAACACUCACAGAGCAUCAAGCUCUGGGACUUUCCAGCGAAACUUGUGUUUCAACGCUCAGAUUGCAUCAUGGAAAGGCUUCUUAUGAUCGAGGAACUUUUUGCAACAGCACUGGACUUUCUGAAGCUGGAGAAAAUUGAAUUAGGUGGAUCCAGAGGGAAAAUCUUAAGUGAGAUGGUCUUCAGCAUGAGUGAGGAGUUUCAUGACCGCUGGCGGACCCUUAGAGAGAGCAAAUAUGACCCCUUGGACUGCACUAAUGACGAUUUUGUGAACCACUAUAGGCGUUUCUUGGAGCAGAACAAAGAUUUUGACCAAAGGCUGGGAACUGUCCUCAAUUUGGCCUUUCAGCACUCCAAAAACCUGAAGUCAGCCUUUAAGCUGCAGUCAGGUUUUGCGAUCCUGGGAAAGAAUAUGCCUCAAGUGGCCGGUAACCUCAAAUGGUCGCAGGAGCUCCGAAGCCGGAUUCUGACUCACAGGAGUAACCUCUGCCAGCUGCCCCACAUGCCCCUGGAUUGUGCAGAGGCACAAGAUGUCCUCCAGAGGUGUGAACGCGUUCUUGAGGUUUUGGACCAGCGUGAUGAGGAGAUGUUCUUAGAGUGGACCGAGGGGCUUGAAGAAAUCUGUGAAACACACCUCAAGGAGCCACUGUUGGCACUGGAUAGUGAAACUGGCUUCUUCCAGGUCAACUUCAGUCCUGGUUUAGCAUCUGUGCUAAGAGAAGUGAAAUAUCUGGGCAUGCUGAAGACCCAAAACAUUCCCCAAGCAGCUCUUCAUCUCUAUUCUAAACGAGAGAGACUACACAUGUACACACAAACACUGACUUUGGUGACCCAGUGGUACAACCAGCUCCACAGCACCAUCCUAGCUGUAGAGCUGGGACUGGUCAAAGAUGAGAUGGAUGGGAUGAGACGACAGCUGAAUCCAGCCCUCCGGGAAGUGACAUGGGCUCAGGAUGACCUAUGGGACUACAUUCAGAGUACACGAGACCUGGCACAGAGCAUUUCUAGUCGUGUCCAGAAGAGCAAAGCUAAUGUGGAAGCAAUCCAGGCCUUGAUGGGUAAAUUCAGCAGCCGGGCUUUCAUUACCAGAAAGAGUCGUGAUUCUACUCUCCUCGUUUUCGCUGACAUUGAAGAGAGUGUUUCCAAACAGCAUGCUCUCAUUACUAGUACAGGGGAGCAGAUACACAAACUACUGCAGGAGAACCAGUCUCUCCUCAGUGUGACGGAUCUUGACAGCAGUGAGUGGCAUGCCUAUACUGAGUAUGUUGACAGGAUGAUCCUGGCAGGCUUCACCAGCGCAGUACGCUGCUCUCUGCAGUACCUCAUGGACAAUACAGAUGCAGCUCAGCGUAUUACACCUCUGUUUGAAGUCCAGUUGGUUCUCAACAGCAAUGAGAUGACCUUUGACCCUUCAUUAGACUUGAGCCACACUGGUAACUUCUAUGAUAUUGUGGAUAAGAUGGUGGGCAACAUUACAAGCAUGGCUUCCCUCAUUCCUAGAGUGGCAAGUCACAAACAGCUGAGUAACUACCAGGGUGACAUUAAUGAAAUGGAGGAUUUGUCAGACAUGUGCCACAUAAUCCGCUCACGGGCACGUGCAUCUGUUGCUAAGGUCAGGGAGUACCAGGCAUCAUUUUCUAGCUACCGCUACCUCUGGACUGAUGACAGGUCUGAAUUUAUGAGACAGUUCCUACUUUAUGGACAUGCGUUAAGUACAGAGGAAGCUGAGCUGUAUGCCGACUACGAACUAAAGAAGAACCCACCCACCCUGGACAACUUUAAAGAACAAAUCAAUCUGUUUGAGUCACUGUAUGUGCGAGUGAGCAAAAUGGAGGACCGAAGGGUGUUUUGUGGUUGGCUACAGCUAGAUAUCAGACCCUUCAAGCACACACUGAUGAAUGUCAUUAAAAAGUGGAGCUGGAUGUUCAAAGAGCACCUUCUUAACCACGUGAACCAGAGUGUGAGGGAAUUGUCCCAGUUUGUCCAGGACACAGCAUGUGGCCUUUCCACCAAGGUGUCAGAUGGCGAUUAUGCAGGCCUUGUGAAAAUCAUGGGGCACCUCAUGGCCAUACGAGACAGACAGAUCAGCGACGAACAGCACUUCAAACCGCUCAAGUCUACCGCUGAACUUCUAAAGACCUACGGACAGCAGCUUCCAGAGAGUGUCUGCACACAGCUAGAAGAGCUGCCGGAAAAGUGGAAAAGUGUCCGAAAAAUUGCCUUCACGGUCAAACAUGAGGUGGCACCACUACAGUCAAAUGAGGUUUCAGUUAUCCGCAGGAAAUGUGUUCGGUUUGAGGUCAAACAGCAUGAGUUCAGAGAACAAUUUCGUUCAGAGUCAAUCUUUAAAAUCAGUGUGGAGGAGCCAUAUAAGCUUAUUGAUAAGUGUAAUCGAGGCGUAGCUACGAUGGAGAUGGAAAUGAAGAAGUUGCAGGACACAGCUGAUCUGUUUGAGGUCAGCUUCCCAGAAUACAAGCAGCUGCGGCAGUGUCGCUCUGACAUCAUACUUGUCAAAGCAGUAUGGGAUAUGGUCGUCUUUGUAAAGACCAGUAUAGAGGAUUGGACAAAGACUCCAUGGAAAGAGAUCAACGUUGAGCAGAUGGACAUGGAACUCCGGCGGUUUGCUAAAGAGAUGAAAAUGCUGGAUAAGGAGGUGCGUGUGUGGGAUGUCUAUAUGGGUCUGGAAUCAACAGUGAAAAACCUAUUGACCUCUCUGAGAGCUGUCAACGAGCUGCAAAACUCAGCUGUCAGGGAGAGACACUGGCAACAGCUUAUGAACACCACUGGGGUUAGGUUUGUGAUGGGUGAGGGCACCACCUUGGGGGACCUGCUGGAAUUGCAACUUCAUCGUGUGGAGGAUGAGGUUAAAAACAUAGUAGACAAGGCCGUGAAAGAAAUGGCCAUUGAGAAGGUUUUGGCAGAGAUAACCCAGACAUGGAGCAUUAUGUCGCUGUCCUAUGAGACUCAUGCCAGCACAGGAACCCCUCUGCUCAAAGCAGAUGAGAAUCUGAUAGAGACGCUGGAGGACAACCAGGUGCAGCUGCAGAAUAUCCUGAUGAGUAAGUACAUAGAGUAUUUCCAGGCAGAAGUAAGUGGAUGGCAGAGGAAGCUGAUGGUGGCAGACCUUGUCAUCUCAUCUUGGAUGUCUGUCCAGAGGACCUGGGCCCAUCUUAACAGCAUCUUCACCAACAGCCAUGACAUCCGCUGCCAGCUGGCCAAUGAUGCUGAACGCUUUCAGGGAAUACACACUGACUUUCAGAGUUUAAUGACUGAGGUGGUCCAGAACAGUAAUGUAGUAGAUGUGACCAACAAGCCUGGCUUCCUGGAGAGCCUUGAGACCUUACAGCAGAGGCUGUCUCUGUGUGAGAAGGCCCUUGCUGAGUACCUGGAGACCAAGAGACUGACAUUCCCCAGAUUUUAUUUUGUCUCUGCCUCCGAUCUACUGGAGAUUGUGUCUAAGGGAACACAGCCCAGACAGGUGACCCGACACUUGCUGAAGCUGUUUGACAAUAUAGCAGAUCUUCGCUUCAAGGACUCAGACCGGGCCGAAGGACGGGGGGAGGAGGGGGAGGCAGUUGCGAUAGGGAUGUACAGUCGAGAGGGAGAAUAUGUUUCGUUCUCUGAGCCCUGUGUCUGCGAAGGACAGGCAGAGUGUUGGUUAAGUGCUUUAGAAACCACCAUGCGCUGUACAGUUCGAAAGGAGAUACAGGAAGCUGUAGCUGCCUAUGAGGACAAACCCCGAGACCAGUGGCUGUUUGACUACCCUGCCCAGGUGGGGUUGACUGGUAGUCAGGUGUGGUGGGCGACAGAUGUGGGCAUUGCUUUUGAGAGGGUGGAGGAAGGAUUUGAGACAGCUCUCAAGGACUACAACAAGAAACAGAUCACACAGCUCAACUUGCUAAUCCACAUGCUGCUUGGCGAUUUAACCCCUGGAGACAGACAGAAAAUUAUGACUGUCUGCACUAUUGAUGUCCAUGCUCGAGAUGUGGUCGCCAAUCUCAUUACUCAAAAGGUGACAUCAGGACAAGCAUUUGCGUGGCUGUCCCAGUUACGGCAUCGCUGGGAUGAAGAAAUGAGACACUGUUACAUUAAUAUCUGUGACGCUCAGUUCCAGUUUAGCUAUGAAUACCUGGGGAAUACAAACAGACUGGUUAUCACUCCACUCACUGACAGGUGUUACAUAACCCUGACCCAGUCCCUCCAUCUGACUAUGAGUGGUGCUCCGUCAGGCCCAGCUGGCACUGGUAAAACAGAGACUACUAAGGACCUUGGACGCUCCCUGGGUAUCAUGGUAUAUGUGUUCAACUGCUCUGAACAGAUGGACUACAAGUCUAUAGGUAACAUCUAUAAGGGCCUGGCUCAGACAGGAGUGUGGGGUUGCUUUGAUGAAUUCAACCGGAUCUCGGUGGACGUUCUGUCUGUGGUAGCUGUGCAAGUCAAGACUAUACAGGAUGCUGUACGCAACAAAAAACAGAGGUUUCAUUUUCUGGGGGAGGAGAUUGAGCUGAAGCCAACAGUAGGAAUCUUCAUCACUUUGAACCCAGGUUAUGCUGGAAGAGCAGAGCUCCCAGAGAACCUCAAGGCUCUAUUCAGGCCCUGUGCAAUGGUGAUCCCAGAUUUUGAACUGAUCUGUGAGAUCAUGUUGGUGGCCGAAGGAUUCAUAGAUGCACGGCUACUGGCACGCAAAUUCAUCAGUCUCUACACUCUUUGUAAAGAGCUGCUAUCCAAACAAGAUCAUUAUGAUUGGGGUUUGCGGGCUAUCAAAUCAGUGCUGGUUGUGGCUGGAUCUCUGAAGAGAGAGGAGCGUAGCAGACCUGAAGAACAGGUGUUGAUGCGGGCUCUUAGAGACUUCAACCUUCCUAAGAUCGUGACGAGUGAUGUUCCCAUCUUCCUUGGGUUGAUCAGUGACCUCUUUCCACAGCUGGAUGUGCCCAGGAAGAGAGACCCAAAGCUAGAAAAUGCUGUUCGCCAGUCAGUCAGUGAGCUGCGUCUGCAACCAGAGGAAAAUUUCAUACUUAAGGUGACCCAGCUGGAGGAGCUGCUGGCUGUUAGACAUUCUGUAUUUGUAGUUGGUGGCCCGGGUACUGGAAAAAGUCAGAUCUUGAAGACCCUUCAUAGGACUUAUGCAAACAUGAAGAUGAAGCCCUUAUGGAAUGAUAUUAACCCUAAAGCUGUUACCACAGAUGAGCUGUUUGGAUACCUGCACCCUGCUACCAGAGAGUGGAAGGAUGGUCUGUUCUCCUCUACCAUGAGAGAGCUGGCCUCGGUGGGCCAUGAUGGACCCAAAUGGAUUGUUCUGGAUGGGGAUAUUGACCCUAUGUGGAUCGAGUCACUCAACACAGUUAUGGAUGACAAUAAGGUUCUGACACUUGCCAGUAACGAGAGGAUCGGCUUGUCCUCGUCCAUGCGUCUUCUCUUUGAGAUCUCUCAUCUGAAGGCUGCUACUCCAGCUACAGUGUCAAGGGCAGGAAUACUCUAUGUCAACCCACAGGACUUGGGUUGGAGCUCUUAUGUGACAAGUUGGAUCGACACACGGCAAGCCCAGUCAGAGCGAGCCAACCUCACUAUUUUGUUUGAUAAGUACGUGCCAUACUGUCUGGAACAAGUUCGCUGCAACCUGAAAACCAUCACACCCAUUCCAGAAAACAGCAUGGUGCAGACAUUGUGCUCGUUGUUGGACUGCUUGCUGAUUGAGGACAACACUCCAGCCGAUUCUCCCAGAGAACUCUAUGAGAUCUACUUUGUCUUUGCCUGCGUCUGGGCUUUUGGAGGCGCUCUCUUUCAAGAUCAUCUCAAUGACUACCGUGCUGAAUUUAGCCGCUGGUGGUCCAAAGAGAUGAGAGCCGUAAAGUUUCCCUCACAAGGGACCGUCUUUGACUAUUUCAUUGACCCUGAGACUAAAAAGUUUACUCCGUGGAGUGAGAAGAUGGUGCCAUUUGAGCUGGAGCCUGAUAUUCCGUUACAGACGGUGCUUGUCCACACUCCAGAGACCAUCUGUCUCACCUACUUCAUGGACCUUCUGCUUCAGAGAGGCAAACCUAUCAUGUUAGUGGGCAAUGCAGGAGUGGGAAAAACUAUUCUGGUGUCUGAUAAAGUCGCUAAGCUGAAGGAGGAUUACAUAGUAGCAAAAGUUCCCUUCAACUACUACACUACAUCUGCCAUGCUGCAGCGCAUCUUGGAGAAACCUCUAGAGAAGAAAGCUGGUCGUAAAUUUGGCCCUCCCACCGCCAAGAGACUUAUCUACUUCAUAGAUGACCUCAACAUGCCUGAGGUGGAUGUUUAUGGGACUGUCCAGCCACACACCCUCAUCCGCCAGCACCUUGAUUACAGCCACUGGUAUGACAGACAGCGGCUGGUUUUGAAAGAAAUCCAUAACUGCCAGUAUAUCACCUGUAUGAACCCAACAGCUGGAAGCUUCUCUAUCAACCCCAGACUGCAGAGGCAUUUCUCAGUGUUUGCAGUGCAUUUCCCCAGUGCUGAUGCAUUAGCUACCAUCUUCUCCAGCAUCUUGUCAGCUCACUUUCUUCAGGGAGGGUUUAGCUACGGGGUCUCUCGCUCAGUUGGAACUCUCAUUCAGGCAGCUAUCUGCCUGCACCAGAAAAUUAGCCAGAACUUUCUUCCUACAGCCAUACGCUUCCACUAUAUCUUCAAUCUGCGAGACCUUUCCAACAUAUUUCAGGGCAUCCUGUUUGCCUUGCCAGAAAGCAUCCGUUACCCCAUGGACCUGGUCCACCUGUGGCUGCAUGAGAGCUCCAGGGUCUACUCAGACAAACUGAUGGAAGAAAAAGAUGUAGAACUCUUUGAUAAAAUCCUGUUGGACACUGGCAAGAGAUAUUUUGAAGGAAUAGAUGAGUCCAUCUUUAUCCACCAGCCUUUGGUGUACUGCCACUUUGCCCAGGGAGUGGGAGAGCCUCGCUAUCACCAGGCUUCAGACUGGGAGAAGCUCCAGAAGACAUUGGCUGAUGCUCUAGAGCACUAUAAUGAGUUGCACGCUGUCAUGGACUUGGUACUGUUUGAAGAAGCGAUCCAGCAUGUGUGUCGCAUCAGUCGUAUACUGGAGGCCCCCUAUGGUAAUGCCCUGCUGGUUGGAGUUGGUGGGAGUGGGAAGCAGAGCCUGUGUCGACUGGCUGCUUUCCUCAGCAUGCUGGAGGUUUUCCAGAUCACGCUGCGUAAAGGUUAUGGAAUCAAUGACCUCAAAAGUGACAUAGCUGCAUUGUAUAUAAAGGUGGGGGUGAAGAAUAUUGGGACAGUGUUUCUUCACACAGAUGCCCAGAUUCCAGAUGAGCGCUUCCUGGUGCUGAUCAACGACAUGCUGGCCUCAGGGGAUAUUCCUGACCUUUUUAGUGAUGAAGAAGCAGAUAUGAUUGUUUCAUCAAUCCGUAUGGAGCUGAGGGGAUUAGGACUCAUAGAUACCAGAGACAACUGCUGGAGCUUUUUCAUCGAAAGGAUACGAAGACAGCUCAAGGUCGUCUUAUGUUUCUCUCCAGUUGGAUUCACGUUAAGGACACGUGCACGGAAGUUUCCAGCCCUAGUAAACUGCACAGCCAUAAACUGGUUCCACUCUUGGCCUCAGCUUGCUCUGCAGUCCGUCAGCUCUACUUUCAUAGAGAAAAUACCUGGACUGGAGCCAAAUGUGAGAGCAUCUAUCAGUGAGUUCAUCUCCUACGCUCACACGAGUGUCAAUGAGGUGAGUGUCAAAUACCAGCAGAAUGAGAAGCACUUCAACUAUACCACGCCAAAGAGUUUCCUAGAGUUUAUGAAGUUGUACGACAACCUGUUGAGAAAGAAACGCACAGAGCUGACUCAGAAGAUGGAAAGAUUAGAGAAUGGACUUCAAAAACUGCUGACUACCGCGUCACAGGUGGAGGACCUCAAAGCCAAGUUAGCAGUGCAGGAGGUAGAGCUGUGGCAGAGAAACACAGAUAUCGAAGCCCUCAUUGCUAAAAUAGGACAACAGACAGACAAGCUCAACCAAGAGAGAGCUGUAGCUGAUGCUGAGGAGCAGAGGGUGGCAGCAAUCCAAGCUAAAGUGACCAAACAGCAACAGGAGACUGAAGAGGACUUGGCGAAGGCUGAACCUGCCCUACAGGCAGCCAACACAGCUCUCAAUACACUCAACAGAUUAAACCUGACAGAGCUGAGGACGUUUCCCAACCCUCCAGCCAUCGUCACCAACGUCUCAGCAGCUGUCCUAGUGCUUCUGGCUCCUCAAGGCCGAAUCCCCAAAGAUCGCAGCUGGAAAGCUUCCAAGGUGGUCAUGAGCAAGGUGGAUGACUUCCUGCAGGCUCUGGUAAACUUUGACAAAGAGAACAUCCCUGAGGCCACGGUGAGGUGUGUGAGAGAUGAGUACCUCAGUGACCCAGAGUUCAACCCUGACUUUGUAAAACAGAAAUCCUCUGCUGCUGCGGGCCUUUGUGCAUGGGUGAUCAACAUCAUCCGCUUCCAUGAGGUGCUCUGCGAGGUAGAGAUGAAGAGAAUGUGUCUGACUCAGGCUAACGCUGAUUUGGCUGAGGCUGCUGAGAAGCUAGACGCCCUGCGGAAAAAACUAGCUGAGCUGGAUAGCAGUCUGGAAACUCUGAAAAUAGCUUUUGAGAAGGCAACAUCGGAGAAACUUCGCUUUCAGGAAGAGGUCAACCGCACAAAUAAGACAAUAGAGCUAGCUAAUCGGCUGGUCAAAGGACUAGAGAGUGAGAACGUGCGCUGGGCUCACUCAGUGGCUCAGUACCAUGAGCAGGAGGAAACACUUUGUGGGGACGUCCUUCUAACCGCAGCCUUCAUCUCUUAUGCCGGAUCCUUCUCAAAGAAGUACAGGAAAGAGCUGCUGGACAACCUCUGGAUGCCGUUCCUACACAGCCAGAAGAUGUCCAUUCCCAUGACGGAGGGCUUAGAUCCAGUGUUGAUGUUGACUGAUGAUGCAAUGGUUGCCCAGUGGAACAAUGAAGGCUUACCAGGAGACAAAAUGUCUACCCAGAAUGCCACCAUACUUACUAACUGUGAGCGCUGGCCUCUCCUUAUCGACCCUCAGCUGCAGGGCAUCAAAUGGAUUAAGAGUCGCUAUGGUAACAGCCUCAAGGUUGUCAGUCUGGGGCAGAGAGGAUAUGUAGAUGUUAUUGAACAGGCUGUAGUGGCAGGGGACACUGUCCUCAUCGAGAACCUCGAGGAGACCAUUGACCCCGUUAUUGACCCACUUCUGGGUCGACACACAAUCAAGAAGGGCAGUUGUAUAAAGGUUGGAGACAAAGAGUGUUUCUUCCACCCAGCCUUCAGACUGAUUCUCCACACUAAGCUGGCUAGUCCUCACUAUAAGCCUGAGAUUCAAGCCCAGACCACCCUCAUUAAUUUCACAGUGACCAGAGAUGGAUUGGAGGACCAGCUCCUGGCCCAGGUGGUGAAUCAAGAGAGGCCAGACCUUGAGCAGCUUAAGAGUGAACUGACAAAGCAGCAGAACAUGUUUAAGAUUGAGCUGAAGCUUCUGGAGGACGAGCUGCUAACCCGGCUGUCUGCUGCAGAGAGUAACUUCCUUGGUGACAAUGUGCUGGUGGAGAAGCUUGAGACCACAAAGCACACUGCUGCUGAGAUUGAGAUGAAGGUUCUGGAAGCAAAAGUUAACGAAGUAAAGAUAAACGAGGCCAGAGAGCACUAUCGCCCUGUUGCUGUCAGAGCUUCUCUGCUCUACUUUAUCAUGAAUGAUCUUAACAAGAUCAACCCCAUGUACCAGUUCAGCCUCAAGGCCUUUAACGUUGUUUUCCACAAAGCAGUGGAGCUGGCAGAAGCCUGUGACGACGUAAAGAGCAGAGUAAACACUCUCAUAGACUGUGUUACAUACUCCACCUUCAACUACAUCAGCAGGGGACUAUUUGAGAGAGACAAGCUCACCUUUACGGCACAGCUGGCCUUCCAGUUGCUCCUGAUGAGUAAGGAGAUAGUUGUGAGAGAGUUGGACUUCUUGCUGCGUUUUAACAUUGACCACAGCUACAUCAGCCCCCUUGACUUUCUUUCCAACUCGGCCUGGAGCGCCAUCAAGGUUAUGAGUUUCACUGAUGAGUUUCGUGGUCUGGAUCGGGAUAUUGAAGGUUCACCCAAGCGCUGGAAGAAGCUGGUGGAGUCAGAGUGUCCUGAGAAGGAGAAGUUUCCUCAGGAGUGGAAGGGAAAAAGCUCACUGCAGAAACUGAUCAUGAUGAGAGCCCUGAGGCCUGACCGUAUGACCUAUGCUCUAAGGAACUUUGUUGAAGAGAAGCUCGGUGUGAAGUAUACAGAGGGACGAAAGACUGAAUUUGCAAAGUCCUUUAGAGAAAGUGGUCCUUCCUCCCCUAUUUUCUUCAUCCUCUCCCCAGGAGUGGACCCACUUAAAGAUGUCGAAUCGCUAGGAAGGAAGCUGGGUUUCACUAUUGACCUUGGGAAGCUUCACAAUGUCUCCCUGGGUCAAGGACAGGAAACUGUGGCUGAACUCGCCAUGGAAGAGGCCGCUAAGGAGGGUCACUGGGUUAUAUUGCAGAACAUCCAUCUGGUUGCUCGCUGGCUGGGUGCGCUUGAGAAGCUCCUGGAGCGCUGCUGUGAAGACAGCCAUCCAGACUACAGAGUGUUUAUGAGCGCUGAGCCGGCAUCUACGGCCCAAGAACACAUUAUCCCACAGGGAAUUCUGGAAAAUGCUAUAAAGAUCACCAAUGAACCUCCUACAGGCAUGCAUGCUAAUCUACAUGCUGCUCUGGAUAACUUUGACCAGGACAUCCUGGAUCAGUGCAGCCGUGAGCAGGAGUUUAAGACCAUCCUGUUUUCUCUCUGUUACUUUCACGCCUGUGUGGCGGAGAGGAGGAAGUUUGGGCCCCAGGGUUGGAACAGAAAGUAUCCAUUCAGCACUGGAGAUCUGACUAUAUCAGUUAAUGUCCUUUACAAUUACCUGGAGGCUAAUGCACAGGUGCCAUGGGAGGACCUGAGGUAUUUGUUUGGGGAAAUCAUGUAUGGAGGACACAUCACUGAUGACUGGGACAGACGCCUCUGCAGAACUUAUCUGGAAGAAUACAUGCAGCCCAACCAGUUUGACCGGAAGCUUGCAUUGGCACCGGGAUUUGUCAUUCCCUCCAACCUGGAUUAUCAGGGCUACCAUGAUUUCAUAGAUGAGAUGCUGCCCCAUGAGAGCCCAGUGCACUAUGGGUUGCAUCCCAAUGCAGAAAUUGAGUUCCUGACAGUGACAUCAGAUAACCUUUUUCACACUCUGCUGGAGCUGCAGUCCCCUGAUGUUGUGAUUGGAGAGGGAGCCUCACAAACACUAGAAGAGAAGGUGAAAUCAAUUUUAGAUGAAGUUCUGGAAAAGCUGCCAGAGGUGUACAACAUGACCGACAUCACUUCCAAGACAGCUGAACGAUCACCAUACAUCCUGGUGUGCUUCCAGGAAUGUGAGCGCAUGAACACACUCAUUUAUGAGAUACGCCGCUCGCUGAAGGAGCUUGACCUUGGACUCAAGGGUGAACUGGCCAUGUCCUCUGAGAUGGAGAAGCUACAGGCAGCCUUGUUCUUUGACAACGUCCCAGAUAGCUGGACCAAGCUUGCCUACCCCUCAACUUACAGCCUGGCAAUAUGGUAUAACGACGUGAUGCAGCGUUGCAAAGAACUUGAUAGCUGGACUCAGGACCUGUCUCUGCCCAGUGUUGUCUGGCUAUCUGGGCUGUUCAACCCACAGUCCUUCCUCACUGCUGUGAUGCAGUCUCUGGCACGUAAGAAUGAGUGGCCUCUUGAUAAAGUGAAUCUGACAGUGGAUGUGACCAAGAAGUUUAAAGAAGAGUUCAACCAACCGGCCAGGGAGGGUGCAUAUGUGUAUGGACUUUAUAUGGAAGGUGCAAGAUGGGACACUCAGACCGGAGUGAUAACUGAGGCUCGUUUAAAGGAACUGACCCCAACCAUGCCUGUUAUCUCAGUUCGAGCUGUACCCAGUGACCGUCAGGAAACCAGGAAUAUCUACGAGUGUCCCCUCUACAAGACCAAGAUCAGAGGACCCACGUAUGUUUGGACUUUCAGUCUAAAAACCAGGGAGCGACCUGCCAAAUGGGUCCUGGCCGGAGUGGCUCUUCUACUCAGUGUGUGAAAAGUGUAAGAGUUCGCAGUGAAGAUGCAGUGUGUCCUCAGUGCU
Messenger RNA from Pundamilia nyererei, 13434 nucleotides. RefSeq names its product dynein, axonemal, heavy polypeptide 9 like (gene dnah9l). Gene Ontology annotation, cellular component: dynein complex. Gene Ontology annotation, biological process: microtubule-based movement. The transcript has 90 exons. The record is from RefSeq and is a predicted model, not a curated record. Gene Ontology annotation, molecular function: minus-end-directed microtubule motor activity; ATP hydrolysis activity; dynein intermediate chain binding. Lineage: Eukaryota; Metazoa; Chordata; Actinopteri; Cichliformes; Cichlidae. The coding region runs from base 1 to 13389 and encodes 4462 amino acids.